AGGCGCACAGGUACCAUUUUGACCGUAAACAUCCUGCCGAUUUGAACCGAGGGUUUGGGCGGCAGGAAGAGCCGCAGCGUAACGGCAGCCAUCUUGUUUGUUUCAGUGAAUCGGAAAGGAGGCGGCGGCCGUGGCGGCGGCGGGAGCUGCUCCGAAGCUAUACCUCACAAGGGCUCCCCCCUUUCCCCGCCCCCUCCCCCGACCCUUUUCCCCUCCCCGGGCCACCCAACCCGGCCCUACUCCCCGCGGAGAGCAAGGUUUCCUCCUGUCUUGUAGUCAACCAGAACAAUGUUCUACGCACAUUUUGUCCUGAGUAAAAGAGGGCCUCUGGCCAAAAUUUGGCUAGCGGCCCAUUGGGAUAAGAAGCUAACCAAAGCCCAUGUAUUCGAGUGUAAUUUAGAGAGCAGUGUGGAGAGUAUCAUUUCACCCAAGGUGAAGAUGGCGCUCCGAACCUCAGGACACCUCUUACUGGGAGUAGUUCGAAUCUAUCACAGGAAAGCCAAGUACCUCCUUGCAGACUGUAAUGAGGCAUUUAUUAAAAUAAAGAUGGCUUUCCGGCCAGGUGUUGUUGACCUGCCUGAGGAAAACCGAGAAGCAGCUUACAAUGCCAUUACCUUACCUGAAGAAUUCCAUGACUUUGAUCAGCCACUGCCUGACUUAGAUGACAUUGAUGUGGCCCAGCAGUUCAGCCUGAAUCAGAGUAGAGUGGAAGAGAUAACCAUGAGAGAAGAAGUUGGGAACAUCAGUAUUCUACAAGAAAAUGAUUUUGGUGACUUUGGAAUGGACGAUCGUGAGAUAAUGAGAGAAGGCAGUGCUUUUGAGGAUGACGACAUGUUAGUAAGCACUAGUGCUUCUAACCUCUUGCUUGAGCCAGAGCAAAGCACCAGCAAUCUGAAUGAGAAAAUUAACCAUUUAGAAUAUGAAGACCAAUACAAGGAUGACAAUUUUGGAGAGGGAAAUGAUGGUGGUAUAUUAGAUGACAAACUUAUUAGUAAUAAUGAUGGUGGUAUCUUUGACGAUCCCCCUGCUCUCUCUGAGACAGGGGUGAUGUUGCCCGAGCAGCCCACACAUGAUGAUAUGGAUGAGGAUGAUAAUGUAUCAAUGGGUGGGCCUGAUAGUCCUGAUUCAGUGGAUCCUGUUGAACCAAUGCCAACUAUGACUGAUCAAACGACACUUGUUCCAAAUGAGGAAGAAGCAUUUGCUUUGGAACCUAUUGAUAUCACAGUCAAAGAAACAAAAGCCAAGAGGAAGAGAAAGCUAAUUGUUGACAGUGUCAAGGAAUUGGAUAGCAAAACCAUUAGAGCCCAACUUAGUGAUUAUUCUGAUAUCGUGACUACUUUGGAUCUGGCACCACCCACCAAGAAAUUGAUGAUGUGGAAAGAGACAGGAGGAGUGGAGAAACUUUUCUCUUUACCUGCCCAGCCUUUAUGGAAUAAUAGACUACUGAAGCUUUUUACACGCUGUCUUACACCACUUGUACCAGAAGACCUUCGAAAAAGGAGGAAAGGAGGAGAAGCUGAUAAUUUGGAUGAAUUCCUCAAAGAAUUUGAAAAUCCAGAGGUUCCCAGAGAGGACCAGCAGCAGCAGCAGCAGCAGCGUGAUGUUAUUGAUGAGCCCAUUUUGGAAGAGCCAAGCCGCCUCCAGGAGUCAGUAAUGGAAACUAGCAGAACAAACUUGGAUGAGUCAGCCAUGCCACCACCACCACCUCAGGGAGUUAAACGGAAGGCCGGACAAGUGGACCCAGAGCCUGUGAUGCCACCUCAGCAGGUGGAGCAAAUAGAAGUGCCUCCUGUCGAGCUUCCCCCAGAAGAACCUCCCAGUCUCUGUCAGCUGAUCCCAGAGCUAGAGCUCCUGCCCGAAAAAGAGAAGGAGAAAGAGAAGGAGAAAGAAGAUGAUGAAGAGGAGGAGGAUGAAGAUGCUUCGGGAGGUGAUCAGGAUCAAGAAGAAAGAAGAUGGAACAAAAGAACUCAGCAGAUGCUCCAUGGUCUUCAGCGAGCUCUUGCCAAAACUGGAGCUGAAUCUAUCAGUUUGCUUGAGUUAUGUCGAAACACGAACAGAAAGCAAGCUGCAGCAAAAUUCUACAGCUUCUUGGUUCUUAAAAAGCAGCAAGCUAUUGAGCUGACGCAGGAAGAACCAUACAGUGACAUCAUCGCCACCCCUGGACCAAGAUUCCAUAUCAUUUGAGCAGCUUCACAGCAUUAUAGCCAGUGUUCAUUUCACUAGUGUGUACAAAUUGCCCCCAUGUGUAGGGCACACAAAACCCUUUCAGAAAAUGCAGAUUUUUGUCUGUACAAAGUCUCUGCCUUUUACUUUCUUCAUUUUUCUCCCCAGUAUUUUAAAUUUAUUAAUUCAUCUUUAAGGGAAACUACUUACGGAUUGUGUUUGUGUUCUGAUGGAGAAAACAAGCAGCCCAGAGGCCCAGAAGAUUAUUUUCACAGUUCAGAACAGAUGUGUGCAAUAUUGGUGCAUGUAAUAAUGUCGAGUAGCAGUCGAAACUCAUGAUUUUUACCUUUAUUUUCCAUUACUGCAUUGUAAACUUGUCUGGGAAAAUGCCUGACAAUUUGAUUAGAAACUGUGGUGUGAGUCUUUGACAAAAGAAAUUGUCUUUACCCAUCAGUAACAUGGACAGUCUUUCUGUUAACAACCGUGCUUAGUGAUGGUACCUAAGAAAACAAGAGGUUGACCUCUUGAGACAGUGUUUUAAGGUAUAAUUCCAUAAUGAGCAAGGGUGAAUGUGAGAUUAUGCUGUACUGAUUGCCUUCCGCUGCAAAAUGAUAGGUAUUACUUGGUAUAAAAGUGUUGUGUUUUGUAAAUCAUUCCAUUGAGUCCUCCUGUUGUGCUGUCCUGAUAUCUGUUGUUUUUAAUGAGGCCCCAAAAUGAACAGAAGUAGACAUUUUUUAAGUAGAAAGACUAUUAAAAAUUUUUAUAAUGUUCUAGGAGCUGUAAAUCAAAGUUUUUAAAAGAUUUUGGAUAUAUUUGUCUGAAUAUUCAAAUCAUGAGAAUAGAAAUUGUCGUGCCUAUUAAAAGUGCAGAUUGAUGGGAAAUGAUACACUAGUUGACUUAGGCUUUAAGCAUACAAUGCUGUAAAAACUAAUGGCUUCUCUUAUAUUUAUUAUAAGUGUUAGUACUGAUCUCUUUCGCCAAUGCUGCACACUCCUGUAUUUGGAACUUUAUUUUAUAGCUUUGAAACAGAAAUCCUUUAUCCGGUUUCCUGUAAUUUAAGUGAAGAAACACACGUCCAAAUAAAGAUUUUAUUAUUAACAAACCAGAUAGCGUCAGAAAUUAUGUGACUAUUGUGAUUAUCAAAACAUGUCUUAACUUUUUAGGACAAAAUUACUCACACUGAAAGUUCUAGCGUAAGUGUUGGCACUUUUGUGGGAAUAAAAUCACUUGAAACUCAGACUUAAGGGUAUACCCAAUAAUGUAAAAUUAUGUGAAAUGUUUUAAAUUUGUGAACUCGUGAUUACUGUUUUAAUGAUUUGGUUUCUUGAGAAUGGUAAUUGUAUAAAAUUGCUCUUGCAGCUUUAUUUUCAGUAUGAUGUGCCUGUAAAACCAUGGUUUUUCCCUUUGUAAAAAGACACUGUAGAUAAUUAAAUGUUUGAUUAUAGAAAGGUCAUUAGUUUCUUGUUACGCAUUGUUAGCCUGGUUUUUAUUGUUUAUCGGGUUUAAUAUUGUUCUUGAAAAUAGUUGAUGCUAUGUUAUGUAUAACUUUUCUAAUAAAAGUUGUGUUACAAGCUGUAAA
Molecule: messenger RNA, 3742 nt
Organism: Orycteropus afer afer
Lineage: Eukaryota; Metazoa; Chordata; Mammalia; Tubulidentata; Orycteropodidae
Gene: RAD21
Product: RAD21 cohesin complex component
Biological process (GO): replication-born double-strand break repair via sister chromatid exchange; mitotic sister chromatid cohesion; synaptonemal complex assembly
Cellular component (GO): synaptonemal complex; cohesin complex
Molecular function (GO): protein binding; chromatin binding
Source: RefSeq, a predicted model, not a curated record